GCAGAGUAAAAUUGAUUGCCGAAAAGAUGCGAUAUCUCGACCACAGCUGACUAACGAGAGGCAGUUAUUGGCAAAGAAGAAGGCGACACGAACACACCCACUCCAGCGCCGAUUCAGUCGACACAUCCAUCAGAGAAGUCCAGAGAGAUGAGCAACGCCGACGACUCAGCGAGAGCCGAAGCCCAGCCGAGGGACGGGCGCGAUGGUGGGAACCAAGGCUUGGCCAACACGACGGAGAACAGGGGCGCAGGGGAGGAGGAACCUGCGAAGAACGGGUGUCUUACCGCAUACACGGCCGUGGACAGACUCAGCGAAUGCUACCCAAUGAACCAUCGGCCGCGGGGCGUUGCUCUCAUCUUCGCUCACUCCGAGUUCGAUAAUAAUCUCAAACCGCGACCCAGUGCCGCCCACGACGCCGAGCUCGCGAGAGGCGCCUUCGAGGCCCUCGAGUUCCAGCCUGAGGUGUUCUUGGACCUCACGAGGAACGAGCUCGUGGGGAAACUGCGCGAAGUUUCUAAGCGCGACCACAGCAGCUACGACGCCCUUGCUGUAGUAUUCAUGAGCCAUGGCGAGCUAGACAGUAACAAUGAGGAAUUCUUGAUGGCCAAAGACGGCAAGAUUCCUACCAAGGACCUGUGGAAAAACUUCACGGCUGAUCAGUGCAUAAGUCUAGCCGGCAAACCUAAGCUGUUCUUCAUUCAGGCAUGCAGGGGCCUCGACGUGGAUAAGGGCGUGAAAAUAUCUCGUGGCGUGGCGGAUCAGAUGGACGGCACCGAGGAUUUCGUGAUUCCCAACCAAGCUGACCAGCUUGUUAUGUGGGCUUCCUACCCAGGAUUCCCGGCCUUCACGAGUCAACGCGAGGGAAUCCAAGGAAGUGUCUUCAUCCACUUCCUGGCCGAGAACCUCAGGAAUUAUGCCUUAUCUUCUCCACGACCAAGUCUAUCUUCCAUUCUUUUCAAAGUCAGCAGGGAAGUGGCAGUCCUCUACGAAUCCGCCAUGGAUCAUGAUAAAUUUCACAAAAAUAAACAAGUUCCUUACAUGCACUCGACGCUGCUUCGUGAAAUUUGCUUCUAAGGGGAUGAUUUCUUUACAGUGCGAGACCCUUUGCAUUACUCUUUUGUCUGUGUUUUUCUCAUCAUUUCAGUGAUUUUAAAGGAUAGAUAACCUUUGCCUCUUUGGUUUCUGAUUGUCCGAUGGUUGUAAAAUGUUGUGAGUUUCUCUCUAACAUUUUACUGUUGUCAUCAAGGUUCUUGUCAGUACUUUUAUUAGCUAACAAAUAAAUGAGAUCUGUAGUUUUUUCUCUCAUGUUCAAAAACAGCACUUUCGUUAAUUCAAUCAAUUUUCGCUCGUAUUAUAAGGUUGCCAAUCCGUUUUUACCAAGUGCCAUUUCAGACUACUGAAAAGUACCAGAUCAGCACAAAACUUACAAAAGUUGUGAAAAUCAAAUAAUUUACUUGAGACCUUCCAUAGAUAAUGUCGAUGAAAAUUUCUUGUCCAUUUUAUCCACUAGUUGCCGGGAGGAUUGCCAACGUGUACAUUUCACACAAAGUAACAGAUUAGCUCUUCAUUCCCAGGCUCGCUCUCCCACAUGAGCAUACGCUGCUGCCUCACACACACACACACACACACACACACACACACACACACACACACACACACACACACUCACUCACACACACACACACACACACACACACACACACACACCACACACACACACACACACACACACACACACACACACACACACGCACACACACACGCACGCACACACACACACGGGUAUCAUAACAAUAGCCAACACUACCUAAAAUCAAGAUCGAGUAAAAAUUUCUCGUUAUUUCACUUAUGGGGAGAGUGAUACAUUACUGCGCGACUGAAUGACUGCGACGUGAAAAGGCUUCCUCCCUCCGUACUACAUACGUGUUCUUUCGUGUUUCCUUCAUAUCACAUACAUAUAUCCUACACUAUACUCAAGAGGAUAUGAAGCAAAUGCCACGUUAAAAAUAUGGUGAACAAGCACAAAAUGCAGUUAUAGAAACAAGAAACACUAAGACAUGGGGGAGGGGGGAGUGCGGAGGAACAAAAAAUCGUUAUGUGCAAAGAGAGGAGAGGGUACGAACACGUGGUGGACUAACUGAAGUAAAAAUUGCGACUGUAUUAUGUCACUCGAAUACAAUGGAUGAUACUACAAAUAAUGUGCCCCUCCUGGAACAAGAUAUAAACUCGGGUAGCAGGUAGAAAGAGCUAAGAGUGAUAUAUAGAGCUUUUAGAGAACGCUGGGGAUACAGAAAAGCUCUGCAAUGGGUACCUUUCCAACCACAGAAAUAAUUCCUUGAUAACCACCAAAGAAGUGACCGGAUAAGACUCCAUAAUAAAAUGACGCUUACCUAUGGAGAAUAGCGAAAGGGUCCGGAGGGCUGUAGUGAUGGUCAUUUGAUGGUCUCAUCCUGGUAAGCCCGUUUUGAAGUAAUUUGGUGUAUCAUCUUUUUGGGAUACAAUGGGUAGGGACGAGCUGUGGUUAGUAAGGACAAUAUUAAUUUCAUUUAUUUAGGAUUGCAUGAAACUACGUAAUGGAACAACUCAUGUAAAAGAUUUUAUAAUGUUUGAAUGAUGAUGAUUAUUAUUAUUCUUUUUUUUCUUUUUUUUUAAGUAAUCAGAUAAUUUCAAGGAACUGCGAGAGCGUUGAGUACUGACGAAACCUGUUAAUUCCCGAAAGAGCAUAAAAUUAAUUUCAUGUUUGUAUUAAUUAAUUUUCAUUUCAAGUGUGUGCUAAUUAACUUUCUCUUUGGAUGUAUAAUUGAUGUAUUCACUGAGAAUAUUGAUAUACUUUUAUAUUUGUUUCACAUAGAUUUGGUAACGAUUAUUUACUUGACAUGUAAGCCAUUUCAUUUACAAAAAUGUAUGUUUUAAUCUUUUGAUUUAUUUGUUUGUACGAAGAAUUCUAUUAAUUUCUUAGUAUAUGAUUUAUUCACUAUAAGUAAUACAUGCAUUAAUCUUAUAUCUGCCUAACUGAAUAAAAAAUAAUACAUUUUGA
This is a messenger RNA of Penaeus monodon (black tiger shrimp), 3037 nucleotides long. RefSeq names its product caspase-1-like. Gene Ontology annotation, biological process: apoptotic process; proteolysis. The transcript has 7 exons. The record is from RefSeq and is a predicted model, not a curated record. The coding region runs from base 148 to 1074 and encodes 308 amino acids. Gene Ontology annotation, cellular component: cytoplasm. NCBI's taxonomy places the organism in Eukaryota, Metazoa, Arthropoda, Malacostraca, Decapoda, Penaeidae.